Setaria italica (foxtail millet) is the source of this 1040-nucleotide messenger RNA. RefSeq names its product HMG-Y-related protein A. Lineage: Eukaryota; Viridiplantae; Streptophyta; Magnoliopsida; Poales; Poaceae. Gene Ontology annotation, molecular function: nucleosomal DNA binding; double-stranded DNA binding. Gene Ontology annotation, cellular component: nucleolus; nucleosome; nucleus. The transcript is spliced from 2 exons. The coding region runs from base 49 to 711 and encodes 220 amino acids. Gene Ontology annotation, biological process: chromosome condensation; negative regulation of DNA recombination; nucleosome assembly. The record is from RefSeq and is a predicted model, not a curated record.
GGGAGGGAGAGGAAGCGACAGCCAGCAGCCAAGGCGGCCGUGGCAGGCAUGGCCACUCCCACUUCCAGUGGCGGCGGUGGCUCGCCCCCCGCCGCCUCCGACCUCGUGCCCCCCUCCUACCCCGAGAUGAUCGUCGCGGCGAUCGCCGCGCUCGCGGAGGAGAACGGCUCCAGCCAGGCCGCCAUCGCGCGCCGCAUCGAGGCGGAGGCCCGCGGCGACCUGCCGGCCUCGCACCCGGCCCUCGUCGCCGCGCACCUCUCCCGCAUGUCCGCCGCCGGGGAGCUCGUUGCCGUCGCGGGGGGAAAGUACGCGCUGCCCCCGCCUCCGCCUCCGCCGCCGGCCCCGCUGGCGCCGGAGUCACCAGCUGACGACGAGGACGACGACUGCGCCGACGAGGAGGAGGCGCCGGAGCCUCUGCCACAGCCGCCCGCUAAGCGCGGGCGCGGAAGGCCCCCGAAGGUGCGGCCCCCGGGCUUCCCCGCCGCCGGCCCCGGCCCCGUCGGCGCGCCUGGAGCUGCCGCCGCCGCACCCCGCCGGCGCGGCCGCCCGCCCAAGCCGCGGGACCCGCACGCGCCGCCCAAGAUCCCGCGGCCGCGCGGCCGCCCGCGCAAGAACCCGCUCCCUGAAGGGAUGGCGCCGCGCCCGCGCCCCGGCGCGCCGACGACGGCCAAGGCGGCGCGCCCGCAGUUCGCCGAGGUGGGCUUCGUGUGAUGCGAGGACCCCUCUUGCCGGCAGGCCGGGGGCGGCGUGGGUGCAGGCGCUAGCUAACAUUUUGCCCUUGUUCCAGCUGUUGUCUGAUGUGGGGUUUCUUCUUCUCAGUUCGCGUGUGUUGUCUAAUUCCGGGAGCGUGUAGGGGCGGCAGGAGUCUGAGUGGACGCAGGGCGACGGCGGCGGGUGGCCGGCGGUGUGUCGUGGUUCGUGGUGUUGCUACCUUACUGCUAUUGGCAGUGGUCGGAGGGUUUCGCCUCCGGCGGUGUAUCUUGUGUCUCCUUGUCGCGCGCGCAAUGCAAUGCAGUUAGUCUGAUCGUUUCAUUUGCCAA